UCAAUGGUUGUGGCCAUAAGUCCAUGACAAGAAAAUGGCUGGUUCCGCAAUGUAGUCCCGAAACGACCCUCCGACAAGAAAAUAACAUCGAGUAACGUAGCGGCUUCGCUUCACUGCUCCCCUCCCCCUUCCUCAACCACCGGGUCUCUCCCUCUCUGACCAUUGAUAUCUCAAAAUGAACAGCGCCAUGAAAGCAGCGUUGAUAAGCUCGAAAACCAGCUGCUUUCAAUUGAGGGCAGCCCUCUUUCAUUCUACUCCCGUCCUAGAACGUAAGAGACGCAAUUACUGGGAAUCCAGAUCCAACAAUUACUCAAAAAGGUUCAGACAGCUGCAUGCAAAACAAACAUUAUUGCGGAAUGUUGGUGCUUACGCGGACUUCAUGUUUCAGAGUUGGCGGGACGAGGAUGAAGAGGAUGACCCAUCUUCAAGUAGGGGCCCCUCAUGGUUUAGAAGGCAAUGCUCUGCUAAGGGCUCCAAAAGGGACUGGACCAACAACCAGGGACCCAAGCGAUCAGGCAGAAGAGUUCACCAGUUCUGUGAAGAAGAUGAUGUUGAUGUUGAGACCAUUUUCCGAUCUGCAUUUGGUGGGAACCGAUUCUUCUAUUGGUCUUUCAUUAAUGAAGAGAAUUCUCAAUGGAGGAGCUCAUCAAACUAUAAUAACUUUGGGAGGUCCUGGAAUUGGAGAUAUCGGAAUGAAGAAACAUAUGAUUCUUCAUCUGAGUCUGAGAGUUCCGAGACAGAUAUGGCUUCAGACAGGCUGGCCCUUGGAUUGAGUGCUUCUGGCCCUCUACAACUUGAAGAUGUUAAAAAUGCAUAUCGAGUCUGUGCGCUAAAAUGGCAUCCAGAUCGUCAUCAAGGCUCUUCCAAGGCUGUUGCAGAGGAAAAGUUCAAGCUUUGCAGCGCAGCAUAUCAAUCUUUAUGUGAUAAGCUGGCCGUGAGUUAAGGAUGCUUUAGAGCGUGCUGCAUUAUAGCAGAUGCAACUUGCAGAUCGUAUUUUUAUCCAGUUAAAAACUGGAGUUAGAAGGUUUCUUUUUUCCCCUGAAGGAAAGAGUGUGGCAAUUGCCACCAUUGUUUCUCUCAAGGGGCAGCAUACGUUCUCAUAGUUUUUUUUUUUUUUUUUUUUUCCCGGGCAACUGACCUGUUCUACCUGGGGCAUACUCUGAAAUAUCUAUGCAAUUAUGGUAUGAGCUUUUAGAUUCUCCAUUGCAUAGCCAGUAAGGAGGCAAGAUCUCUCCUUCUUCACGCGCUGUAACUUGCAUGUCUGUUAAACUUGAAGGCAUAUAUAUUUCAUUUAGGACAAGAAAGAUUAUAAUUUCAUGGUUACGUUGAGAGCA
Carya illinoinensis is the source of this 1334-nucleotide messenger RNA. RefSeq lists its product as uncharacterized. The record is from RefSeq and is a predicted model, not a curated record. Bases 176 to 943 code for a protein of 255 amino acids. The transcript is spliced from 6 exons. NCBI's taxonomy places the organism in Eukaryota, Viridiplantae, Streptophyta, Magnoliopsida, Fagales, Juglandaceae.